Molecule: messenger RNA, 2497 nt
Organism: Selaginella moellendorffii
Lineage: Eukaryota; Viridiplantae; Streptophyta; Lycopodiopsida; Selaginellales; Selaginellaceae
Product: galactolipid galactosyltransferase SFR2, chloroplastic
Exons: 11
Coding region: 241-2454 (737 amino acids)
Biological process (GO): carbohydrate metabolic process
Molecular function (GO): beta-glucosidase activity
Source: RefSeq, a predicted model, not a curated record
CUCACAUUUAUACUAGCGCUUGGCGUGGCUAGGAGAAAAUGGGGAUGCCUUGCGCCUGCCUCACGCCUUCUCCAGAUUUUACAAGCUCGAUCAGCUGGAAGCAUCGUGGGCAGCUUUAAAUCUCUCCUGCGAGAACUUUCAUCGCGGAUGGAUCGUUCUUGAAGAGCAAAAGGGGGAACGAAGCUUUUUCUCUUGGUCACUGAAUCACGCUCCAAUCCAUUCCACUCCAGUCUCGAUCGAAUGGCUCCGUGGGUUCUUCUCAUCAAUGCCACCAAGAUCGUUGGCGCCGCUGGAGUCCUCACCGUGGCUGCAAACACGAUUGGCUAUCUCCAGUUUCGCAGAAAAAAGCUAGCUCCGUUUGAGUGCCCAAUCGAUGAGAGCCAGGAGCUUCUCGCAAGCUUUCCAAUCGACAAGCCUGCUGAAGAUGGAGGAUUUUUCUUCGCUCUAGCAACAGCCCCAGCUCACGUCGAGGACAACCUCAACGAUGCAUGGCUUGAAUUUGCAAGGGAGACUGUUCCCGACAAGCAAGAACAGGAGUUUAUCCAAGAACGAGAGAUGGACAGAGACGAUGCGAGAAAAGAUGAGAACACUUUCCGGCAAGCAUCAGACGAGCUGUUGGCGUCAAAGUCCAAAUCUGCGACGGCUGGAGAACUCACGGAGUGGGAAGUUGUCGAUGAGAAGGAAAAAGCGGAAAGAUCGAAAUCUCCCAAGAGUGACCAGAUUUCUGAGGAACAGGUGCUGGAUUCGAGCUUGAUAAGGAAAGAAAGUGCUACUCCUCCGGCUCUUCUUCGAGCCAAGAGCACCACUGAAGAGCCGCGUUUGCAAUUCAAUUAUCCAAAGAAAGGGAGGAAGCUUGCCAGGGUGGCUAUGGAGGCCAUGAUUCGAGGCAUUGAAAGGUUCGCUGAGGACGAAGAGCCGGAGGAUGCCAAGCUUAAUGUAGCUGCCUGGCACAACGUUGUUCACCCUGAAGAACGGGUUCGAUUUUGGAGCGAUCCAGACACCGAGCUCCAACUCUCGCAAAAAACCAACGUCACUGUGUUUCGCAUGGGAGUGGACUGGACGAGGAUAGUUCCUCUGGAGCCAAAGGACAUCUCGUUUGAGCAAGCAGUGAAUUGGAGCGCGGUGAAGCGAUACAAGCAUAUAAUCGAGCGAGUUCGUGCUCACGGGAUGCGAGUCAUGCUCACGCUCUUUCACCACUCUCUUCCUCCCUGGGCUGCGAGCUAUGGUGGCUGGAAGGAGGAACGAACUGUCAAGUAUUUCCUGGAUUUCACGAGAUUGGUGGUCGAAGAAUACGGAGAGAUGGUGGAUUUCUGGGUGACAAUUAACGAGCCGCACGUCUUUGCGAUGCUGACUUACUGCGCUGGAGCGUGGCCGGGUGGUCAUCCGGAUCUGUUGGAGACCGCAACCGCGGUGAUGCCGAGAGGAGUGUUUAAUCGAGUCAUGGAUUUGAUGGCCGAUGCUCACAACCAAGCUUACGAUAUCAUCCACGAAAUAAGUCGAAGACGAUCCCAGACGACUCAAGUUGGGAUAUCUCAUCACGUAUCUUUUGUUCGUCCGUACGGUCUUUUCGACGUCUCGGCAGCCGUCAUUAGCAACUGGAAGACACAUUUUCCAUACGUUGAUGCUGUGUGUAAGAAACUGGAUUAUCUCGGCCUCAACUAUUACGGUCAGGAGUUCAUAUCAGCACCAGGAUUAAAGCUGGUUGAGAACGAAGAGUAUAGCGAGUCAGCACGAGCGAUAUAUCCGGAUGGGCUCUAUCGUGUGCUCUUGGCAUUUCACGACCGAUACAAGAGCUGUGGCUUCCCUUUUAUCAUCACUGAGAAUGGAGUCUCGGAUUGCACAGAUUUGAUUCGCAGGCCUUACAUCAUCGAGCAUUUGCUGGCCAUUCGUGCUGCCAUGAACAAGGGUGUACCAAUCCGAGGCUAUUGCUUCUGGACCGUCUCGGACAAUUGGGAGUGGGCUGAUGGAUAUGGUCCGAAGUUUGGAUUAGCUGCUGUGGAUCGCCGAAACAAUCUCGCGAGGUGUCCACGACCCUCGUAUUAUCUCUUUGCAGAGCUCGCAAGAACUGGAAAGGUCACGAGAAAGCAAAGAGCUACCGCUUGGAAGGAGUUGCAAGACGCAGCUGCUAAAGGUACCAAAAGACCAUUCUAUCGGGCGGUGGAUGCAAAUGGUUUGAUGUAUGCUGGGGGUCUUGACGUUCCAAUCGAGAGACCAUUUGUCCAAAGAGAUUGGAGGUUUGGCCACUAUGAAGUGGAUGGUUUGCAAGAUCCACUCAACAGGGCGCUGAGAGCCGUGUUUCGAGUUCUCUUGUUUAGAAGAAGUAAGCCAGGAACGAAGGCUAGCUUGGAUAGUGACCAAGUCGAACAAGUUGACACCAUGAAUCAACAAGAAGAAGAAGAAGAAGAAGAAGUUCGUGAGGAAGCUCCACAGGAAGAGGUCCCAUUGACUGUAUAACAAGAAAUUAAGAAAUUAAAUGGAAGGAUACAAUUAAAAUUUA